UCCGCGUUUGGCGGCGGGCCUCACUAUGCAUCCUCGUCCGCGUCGUCCGUUUACUCUCUCCUGCUGCCGUGCACUUGCCUGUUCCUGGGCAGCAGUGCUGGUGCUGAUGGUGAUGGAAACGGGGAUGAGGCGGUAGGAGAGGGAGAAGGCGCACAACAGAACGCCGAGAAAAGCAGACGGUUUGGGCCUCGAGAUUCGGCAGGAAAAGCGGAUACAAGUGCAGUGGAAACCGCAGGGGAAGGGGAGGAGGUAGACGGGGAGAAGACAGGGCGCGGGAGUGUUGCGGGGCAGGAGGGAGAGAAAGAAGAGGAGGGAGAGGGAGGGGUAGAGAGCCAGGCGGAAGGGAAGUUGAGGGAGGCAGAAGCGAUGCUGGAAGGUGUAGGGAAGGAGAGGGAGAGGCGGGAGGAGAAGCACUUGGAUGAGAUCAUGAAGAGGCUGAAUGGUGAGGGGGAGGAUGAAAGGGCGGGUGGGGGGGACGGGAAGAAGAAGAAGAAGAAGAAGAAGAAGAAGGGGGCAGACGAGGAGGAGGAGGAGGUAGUUUCUGGGAAGAAAAGAGGGGAAGGUGGCAGUAAUAAAAGGCAGGAGGAAGAGGAGGAAGAGAGCAGCGAAGGCGAAGGCAAGGAGGAGGAGAUUAUUGAUGAGCUUUUGAAAGGGAUAGGUGGAGGAGAUGAGGAGGAGAAGGAGAAGGGAAGAGAUGUUGGGAAAGGAGGCAAGGGGAGUGAGGUGGAGGAAGAGGAGGGUCACGGUGGUGCUGAAAAGGGUAGCAGCAGUGGUAGCAGCAGUGGUAGCAGCAGUGGUAUCAGCCAGAGCGCUGAGCAUGGUGAAAAAGACCCAAUCAGGGGAAUGCAUGAAGGGGAUGACUCGAUAAUCAAGGCUGCUGAGACGGAGAAGGGUGACGGGGAGGGGGAGCAUGCAGAGGAGGCGAGAGAAGGUGGGGGCCUAGGGGAGAAGCGAGAGGAUACGAGUGGAGUGGCAGGACUGAGCAAAGGGAGUGUAGCUGGGGAGUCGUCUGGAAGCCCACGUGGCAGUAGUGAGAGCGGUAGCGUGGAGGGAGGUUCAGCAUCCAAAGAAGCGUCAGGAGAUGCGGACAGCGAUGGGGGAGCUGGUGGCGUUAGUAGUGAAGGCUCAGGUGGAUUUUCAGGUGUUUCUUCAGCGGAUGUUCCAGGAGAGGCAGCGGCAGCAGUUGCAGGAUCGAAGGACCAUGCGAGCAGUGAGGAGGAAGGAGAAGGUGCUGGAAAAAGCAAAGCUGGAGAGGAGAGCAACGAAGGUGGCUCUGUUCCUGCUGCUGCAGAAGCAGCUGAUUCCACUGGCAGCCCUGGGGUUUCCGCUGCUGGCAACGCUGCUGCUGCUUCUCUCCCUGCCCCAGCCACGGCAGCUGCUCCCAGUUCAGCGAGCGAACAGGGAGGGGUGCCAGGCGGUUCAGAUGGCGCGCUCGUCGCGAUGAUUCGGCGGAACGCGCGGUUGCGGCGCGAGUAUCUGUACCGCAAGAACCUGGAGGGCAAGGAGCGCGUGCAGUACGAGAAGAAGCUCAAGAUCCGCCAGGCGCUGCAAGAGGGCCGGCCGGUUCCCACGGAGCUGCGCAACGAGGCGUUGGCGCUGCGGGACGAGAUCGACCUAGAAGACGACUACACCGCGGAGCCACGGUCGCACGUGGAUGACGAGUAUGCGCGGGCGGGCGAGGAGGACCCGCGCGUGCUGCUGACCACGUCGCGCGACCCCAGCAGCCGCCUCACGCAGUUCGUGAAGGAGCUCAAGAUCGUCUUCCCCAACGCGCAGAGGAUCAACCGCGGAGGCCAGGUGAUCAAUGACAUAGUGGCAUCGGCGCGCAGCAGUGCGUUCACGGACAUCAUAGUGGUGCACGAGCACAGGGGGCAGCCCGACGGGCUAGUCGUCUGCCACCUGCCAUACGGCCCCACCGCCUACUUCGGCCUCCUCAACGUGGUGACGCGGCAUGACAUUCAGGACAGAGCAGCCAUUGGCACCAUGUCAGAGGCAUACCCACACCUCAUUCUCGACAAUUUUUCCACCAAGCUGGGGCAGCGCACGAGCAACAUUCUCAAGUAUCUCUUCCCCGUGCCCAAGCCUGACUCCAAGCGUGUCAUCACGUUCGCCAACCAGUCUGACUAUAUCUCCUUCCGACACCACGUAUACGAGAAACCUCAAGGACCCAAGUCUCUACAGCUCAAGGAAGUCGGGCCUAGAUUUGAGCUCCGGUUGUACCAGAUUAAGUUGGGAACAAUGGACCAGCCAGAGGCUGAGAACGAGUGGGUGAUUCGGCCAUAUAUGAAUACAGCCAAGAAACGUACCCUUUUCGUCCGCCGUGGAGUUAUCUCCGCAGUCGCCGCGGGAGUGGCGGGAGCCGCCGGUUCAAACAAGACCCGCCUGGCGCGAGCGGCGGAACUAGCGCAAUGGCUCGCCUCCGCGGGCUUCCCAGCGCAACCUGUUGCGCCCGCGGACGCCGGAGCGGCUGGGAUCGGGCUCGCCGCCAAGGAGCCAAUCAAAAAGGGCCAAGUGGCGCUGCGCGUGCCGGAGAAUUUUGUCGUGACGUCAGUCGACGUGGCGGAGCACCCGGUGGUGGCGAAGGCGGCGGAGGGACGUGGCGAUUUGGUCGGGCUGACUCUCUGGCUGAUGUGGGAGCGCUCUCAGGGCGACGCGUCGCUCUGGGCUCCAUACAUUCGCACGUUCCCGGAAGCCACGUCGUCGCCGCUGCUUUGGCCGGCAGACGACCGGCAGCGGCUGCUUGCCGGCACGACGAUCGCCAGCGAAAUUGACGGUCGGGUGGCGGAAAUGGAAGCAGUUUACAGCGUUCUUAAAGCCACGCAUUUUGACGCGGACCCUAAUACCUUCCCGACCUCCCCCGCCUCCGCUCCUUUUUCUCUCGAGUCGUUUAAGAAAGCCUUUGCAGUGGUGCUGUCGCGUGCCGUGUACCUCCCCUCGGUCGACUUAUUCGCUUUUAUUCCCUUGGCGGAUCUAGUAAACCACUCGCCCGCACCGUCUAAUCCGGCUAUUCCUCCGCCCUCCUCUUUCGAUUUUGACCCGGCGUCGCAAUGCGUGGUUCUUCGUUCCCACAUCGAUCUCUCCUCCGGCGAUCCUCUCCUCGCAUCGUACGGCCCGGAUCGCACCCCGGCGGAUCUCCUCCUCACGUACGGCUUCGUGCCGCGCUCCUCGCCGUCCGAUUUCAUCCUGCUGCCGGUCUCGCUCGUUCCCGGUGACCCGCUGCUGGAAUUUAAGCGGCAGAUUCUAAACGAUCAGGGUCUGUCUGUAUCGGAGAUGUUUCCGCUUUUCACGGACCGCUUUCCACGCCAGCUGAUCUCGUUCAUGCGGCUCGCGCGACUCCAGGACGCGGCGCAACUCGCGGGAAUCAGCUUCGAGCGCGAUGUGAUGCUAUCAGAGGCGAACGAGUACGAGGCGCUGCAGAUCCUGCUGCGUGACUGUAACGAUCGGCUCGCGGAAUUCCCGCAGACUCUCGAGGACGAUCUCAGGUUGCUCAAUCUCGGCUCCGCCGUUUCCGCCGGCGCCGCCGCCGCUGCCGCGGAGGCGAAUGCUAACAGCAGCAGCGGGGGCGGGGUUUUCGGAGGGCUUUUCGGGGGUUUUGGCGGGGGGCAGCAGCAGAAGCAAGAUGUGAGUGAAGCCGAACGGGCAUCAGCUGCUGCUGCAGCAGAGGCAGCCGCAGCAGAGGAGCGAGAAAUGCUUGCAGCAGCGCUAAGGGCGCGGGAGAAGCAAAUUUUGGCCAAUACCGUUACCGCGUUACGCACUAGGCUGGCGCCGAUCCGGGGGCUGCCGAGCAAGCAGGGCAUGGAUGACCCGAACGAGGAGAUUAAAGCCAUGUUUGGAAUUAUGGAGGCGGGGUUCUCUGCGCCGACCAAGCUGUUUUCAGACCUGAUGAAACGGAAGAACUCGCCUUAG
Messenger RNA from Closterium sp. Yama58-4, 3906 nucleotides. The record is from the annotation of a GenBank genome assembly. NCBI's taxonomy places the organism in Eukaryota, Viridiplantae, Streptophyta, Zygnematophyceae, Desmidiales, Closteriaceae.